UGAAGGAGCUCGAGUGAUGCUGACCAGAAACUUGGACACACUAAACGGUUUGGUCAGUGGUGCUUUUGGUAUGCUGAUAAAGGUGGUGAGAUCUGAAAAUGAUGGACAAAUAAUUAAACUGGGGCUCAGAAUGGACAACCGGCAGCCUAUGAGACACAACCACAGUGCUAAUGCAGCAUCUGAUGAUCUUGUUUACAUUGAGAGAGCAGAGGAGAGUCUGAAGUUUAAAGGAGCGGUACGCAGACAGUUUCCUGUAAAGCUAGCAUUUGCCUGCACAAUCCACAAAACCCAGGGUCUUACAACACAGACAGCUGUAGUUUCAAUGAAGAACAUUUUUGAACCAGGUAUGGCUUAUGUUGCUCUCAGCAGGGUGACGUCUCUCAGUGGACUCUAUUUGCAGGACUUGGAUGAGAACAAGAUUUAUGCCAAUCCCGAGGUAACUGCAGCGCUCCAAACCAUGAGACAAGCCAGCGUUGAGGAAAUGAUGCCUCUUCUUCAGAGUCUCACCUCCAAGGCUCCUUUGUUGCAGACAGUCUUCAUUUGGACGGCUACACCAUGUUCAAACGCAACAGACAUGUGUCCUACACAAACUUUCCUCACAUGGCCAGCAGAAGUGGUGGUGGAGUUGUUGUGUAUUUGAGGAUAUUCAUACCAACUGAUGAUAAUCCUGUGAAAAUGAGUCGUCCCCUGUCAGUUCUGGACAACACAACACCUGAGUCUUCCAAUGUUUGGAUGACAUCUUUGAAUGACAAAUACAAAGCCAGACCUGAAACACCAGAGUAUGAGGAGAUGUGCAUGGCAGACUUUGCUGCUACUUGCAGGAUUGUGUAUGGCCAACAGACAAAAGGUAAAGAUGUUUUGCCCCUUCUCAAUGAGAUGGGAUUUGUGCAAAGGCGCAAAAAUGAUAAGCCUGCUAUCAUCAGAUUUCACCGCUGCUCACAAGAAAAACAUCCAGAGCAAUAUUACGGAAGACUGCUUAAACUGUACCUUCCUCAUCGUUCAGACCACGAACUGAAAACGCCAUCUUUGCCAACCUAUCAGGCUUUCUAUGGUGCUGGCUGUGUACAGCUACCAGGUACUGACCGUCUUGAGUACGUGCAACACAUUGUCAAAAGAAACAGAGAGAAAUAUGAGAAAAACAGUGAGGAGAUCGAGAGCGCUGUUGAGGAAUAUGAGCAGAACAGAGGUGUGACUGACGAAUGGUGUAAUCUGGCACCUGAAUCAGAUCUCGUAAGGUUGCCACUUGUUGAACAAGAAAGAGAGCGAGACAAUGAAAAUGAACAGGAAGAUGUGCCCGACUACAGCCGUCAGGCUGAUGCUUCAACAGAAGUCAGAGCCAUCAGGGAACCCCCUGCUAUUGAUCCCACUUUGUUACGUCAGAUGUUUCAGAAUCUGAAUAAGAAGCAAGCCUGCAUAUUUUAUGCAGUUAGAGACUGGUGCAUUAAAAGAGUCUGUGCUCUAAAUCCAGAGCAGUUUUUCUUUUAUAUUAAUGGUGGUGCUGGAACAGGAAAAUCACAUCUUAUCAAAUGCAUCUACUCAGAAGCAUCUAAGAUACUGAGCAAAGUGCCCAGAUAUGCAGACGACGUUGACAUAUCAAAACCCACUGUCCUGUUAACCGCUUUCACUGGGACUGCAGCAUUUAACAUUUCUGGAACAACACUGCAUUCUCUACUCAAGCUCCCUAGAAGCUUAAAACCUCCCAUACAGGGACUUGGCAAUCAGCUGGAUGAAGUCAGAUCAGAACUUUUGAAUGCUGAAAUAAUCGUCAUUGACGAAGUGUCUAUGGUGUCAAGACAUCUCUUUGCAUAUGUAGAUGCAAGACUCAAACAGAUCAAAGGGACUCGGAGACCCUUUGGAGGCAUGUCAGUCAUUGCUGUUGGAGACUUCUAUCAGCUACCCCCAGUGCGACAGUCUAAACCUCUCUGUGUGCACGACCCGUCCGAGAUCGACCUGUGGCGGGAGCAUUUUCAGAUGAUCACUCUGACUGAGAUUAUGCGUCAGAAAGAUGAUGUUGUCUUUGCUGAGAUGCUGAACAGAAUCCGUGUGAAAGGAAAGUUGGAUGAGCUUUGCGAAGCAGACAGAAAUUUGUUGUCACAGGCCAUAACUGAACCAGGCCUUUGUCCGACUGAUGCGUUGCACAUUUUUGCAACUAAUAAAGAAGUGGAUGCGCACAACUCUGCAACACUGGGUCUGCUCCAUAUUCAUAUCAUUGACAUCCAUGCAGAUGAUUAUAGAAAGGAUCCUAGAACUGGCAGAAUGGCACUUCACGACAGACCAUUCAAAGGAGGUAAAAACGAGUUACCAGACACACUGAAAGUUGCAGAAGGAGCUCGUGUCAUGCUCACCAGAAACAUUGACAUACAAAAUGGUUUGGUUAAUGGAGCUUUUGGAAAACUACUUAGAGUAGUUUACUCUGAAAAUGACCAACACAUCAUCAAGCUUGGACUUAAAAUGGAUAAUGAAACAUCUGGAAAGAAUAACCGCACACCAGCAGACGACAUGGUGUACAUUGAGAGAGCAGAGGAGAAUCUAAAGCAGAAAGGAGUGGUACGAAGACAGUUCCCAGUGAAGCUGGCCUUUGCAUGUACAAUACAUAAGGUACAGGGUAUGACAACCACAUCAGCUGUUGUCUCUCUUAAGAGCAUUUUUGAGCCCGGCAUGGCCUACGUAGCUGUCAGUAGAGUGACGUCUCUCAGUGGACUGUAUCUUCUUGAUAUGGAGGAGAAAAAAAUAUUCACCAACCCAGAAAUCACUGCAGCACUUGAGAACAUGAGACAAGCCAACCUUGAUGACAUGAUGCCUCUUCUACACGUGAGACAAACACUGAGCAGGUCAGAGGUUUUCACCAUUGUUCACCAUAAUACAGAGGGACUGCCAGCUCACAUUAAUGACAUCAAGAGUCACCAUGAAUUGUGUCUAGCAGAUGUUUUGUGCCUAACAGAAACACACCUGCGGGGCUCUUUUGUCGCAGAGAGUCUCCACUUGGAAAAUUACAAUUUGUUCAAACGCAACAGACACCUGUCCUACACAAACUUUCCCCAGAUGGCAAACAGAAGUGGUGGUGGAGUUGCUGUUUAUGUGAAAAGUGACAUUCAAGUGCAUGAAAAACAGUACAUCCAUAAUGUAACUGACCUUGAAUUUCUGGCUUUAAAGGUUGAAGCACCAGUCAGUGCUCUGAUUGUAGUUGUAUACAGACCUCCAGACUACACUCUGAGGCCAUUCCUGAAAAACCUGGUAAGCCUAUUAGACUCAUUAGAGAUCAUGGACUGUCAUCCCAUCAUAGUGUGUGGUGAUUUUAAUGAGAAUGUUUUAUCCAGUGCAAAAAAACCAAUCCUGGAGCUGUUUGAGUCUAGGGGAUAUGCACAGGUCAUCACUGCCCCUACCACAGAGAAGAACACACUGCUUGACCUAAUUUUCAUUUCUCAGCCAGAGCGAUGUCUCCAUUCUGGAGUCAUGAAGACCUACCAUAGUUACCAUGACCCUGUAUACUGUGUAUUGUCCUGUGAUGAUUCAUGAUCUAGAUCUUUGAAUACAGUAAGUAAUUUUUAUAUUUCUGAAUGACUUAAGAAAGUAGAGCGAUAUUUAAAAGUUGACUUAAGAAAAAAACGCCCUGCAUUGCAGUAUAAUGUUUGAAUUUUUUUUUACAUAAAAUACAAUUAAAUGAAUUAAGUAAUGAUAUCAGUAAAAGAUGACAAUUUUAUUUAUUACAGAAAAUCUAAAAAUCAGUAAUCUAUGAAUGUCAGAAAAAUCAAAUAUAGCAGUUUAAAACAAACAGUGUAGGCAUAUCCUCUCUGCAGCCAGGCUUCAAAAUCCUGCCAGGCUGCCCCAGUCUCACUGUGGCUGGGAGGGAGGGAGGGUGGACCAGAGGAUUGCCCACACAACACAUAAAUGUUCAACAGAUUAUUCAUUGUUUCUCAAUAAACAACACAGACUAACGGUUGCUUUUUUAAAAAAAGAAAAAAAAAGAAAAAGAAAAACCUAAUUACAGCAAUAAUGACAGUUAAGCCAGUUUAUCUGUGCCUCUAUUUUGAAAUAAUAGUUACAAAAAAUGUUAUUGAUUUCAGUUUGUUAUAAUCUUUAAAGUUUUUCAAAAGUAUAUGAUUAUAUAUUUGGACAAAUCUUUCGAUGAAACAUACAUUUUUAUGAGCUUUCAUCAUGUUUCAGCCAGUGCAUUUAUCAGGGUGGGUCUGAGUCUGGAUUUAUAAAUGCACUGGCUGAUAACUGCACAUUUCUGGCCAGAAAUGUUUCAGCAGUGUCACAUAUGUACUACAUAUGUUACACUUGCUUUUUGUUACCAGCUGAUACCCUACAUUUGUAUAGACAUCGGGUGGUGUGAGGCUGGGGAGUUGAGUGGAGUGGGUAGGUGGGAGUUGAGUUGGGGGAGGGGGGGGGGGGGGGUGCGGUGGGAGGUUGUCAGGUUUCUUUUUUUCUUUUUCUUUUUUUUUUUGUUAAGAGAGACACAGUUCUGUGUCUUCUCCAAGCUUCACAUGCAAAAUUCAACAGUGUAAAGCACAUAGCAGCCAGAAACUGUAAUGCCACAGAUCAGAGAGGCUUCAUCAUCACCAUCUUCAUCGCCGUACGAUCAGAGCGUGAGACUUCACAUCUGGAGCACAGGAGAAAUUCUGUGAUAAGUCUUCCUUCUAGCUUGUCCCUCAAGCAGUCGAGCUGAGACACUCAGGACUGAACAGACUGCACAGCUUCUGUGACUGAGCCUCCAAAACACCUUCUUUGAAACCACUCAUGAUAGAAGGGCUUUAUAUUUGCAGCAGCACUACUACAGUCGGCAGGACUGUUGCUGCAGGAAAACAUCCCUGGAGAUCACCAUCAUUGUCAGACUGACUGUGCCUCCUCUGUGCAGUGUCAAGAUCCUCCCUAAAUGAGUGUUCCUCAGCUAUCCUGCUUCUGUGCUGCUUGCCACACAUCAAACACUGGGCGGAUGACAGGAAGGAUCCACUCUGAAGUCACUGGACAUGAUGAGGAUCAUAUGGGACUUUAUAGUUUCACAGAAAUGUUGUGCUCCUUAAUUACAGGUUUUAAAUGGACAUAAUGAUUGCCUCUCUCUGAUCAACAGGCUAAAGGAUUGUUUUCAUUGUUAGAGCUCUGUACAGUGUAUGCUUGUUUAAUAUUUCAUCACAGAGCAAACCUUUAUUUAUUUAACAUAUUUUUAUUUUGUUUUAAUGUUGAAUUAACUGUGGGGAUUUUUUUAAGUGGGCACUCGGAAUGUCAUAUGACCAGAAAUGUGGUAACUGGAAUUCUACAGUAUGUAAAAAAAAUCUGCUAAGAACGAAACACACACAAAAAAUCCCAAGAGAACUCAAAUUCAUUCCAUGUAAUCCAAUCUAAAACAUUUUAAACUGCUGAACAGCAA
This is a messenger RNA of Oreochromis niloticus (Nile tilapia), 5368 nucleotides long. RefSeq lists its product as uncharacterized. Bases 556 to 3516 code for a protein of 986 amino acids. Gene Ontology annotation, molecular function: DNA helicase activity. The transcript is spliced from 5 exons. The record is from RefSeq and is a predicted model, not a curated record. Gene Ontology annotation, biological process: telomere maintenance; DNA repair. Lineage: Eukaryota; Metazoa; Chordata; Actinopteri; Cichliformes; Cichlidae.